AUGGUUUUUCGAACUACAUAUCCUCCUUUUUCUUUUCCCCAGGCAACUCGCGCGAAACGCUUUUAUUUAGAGGCCCAGAUCCCAAUACAAGUAACAUACAUGAAUGUACAAAAGGCACCAAGCCUGACAAUAGUAUUUCUACCAGAGAUUCAGCGCCAAUUUACUUGCACCCUCGAGGAUGUGGUUAUUAAUACCGUUCCCUUCCAAAAUCUUAGCGCUCAGCAUCCAGCCCAAGAUGGGCAUAGCAAUACGAAGAAUACAUUUCCAAUAGAUCUUACGGUACUUGAGUCUGGUAUUAUACAGGUUCGGAGGAAAUAUAGGAUUAUAAAAUUCAUUCCCUUAAGCAGCGAUAACCCAAUUAUCUUACAACAACCGGCAACGGACCCUAACUUAAAGAAAGCUCUUUAUUACCAGCACCUAUACUCAAAAUACCUACAGGAAUAUAGAAAAAGGCGAGACUUAGCAGAAGUCUUAGGAUACGAGAUACCCAAGUAUUUAAAGAACUGGUAUAAUAACUGUCUCCGAGACAUUAUAAGGCGACUAGAACAACUCGGAUAUUUUUAA
Penicillium psychrosexuale is the source of this 564-nucleotide messenger RNA. RefSeq lists its product as uncharacterized. The coding region runs from base 1 to 564 and encodes 187 amino acids. Lineage: Eukaryota; Fungi; Ascomycota; Eurotiomycetes; Eurotiales; Aspergillaceae. The record is from RefSeq and is a predicted model, not a curated record. The transcript is spliced from 2 exons.